Colias croceus (clouded yellow) is the source of this 2380-nucleotide messenger RNA. Its product is annotated as tripartite motif-containing protein 45. Gene Ontology annotation, molecular function: ubiquitin-protein transferase activity; protein binding; zinc ion binding. The transcript has 11 exons. Gene Ontology annotation, biological process: positive regulation of DNA-templated transcription. The record is from RefSeq and is a predicted model, not a curated record. Bases 89 to 2002 code for a protein of 637 amino acids. NCBI's taxonomy places the organism in Eukaryota, Metazoa, Arthropoda, Insecta, Lepidoptera, Pieridae. Gene Ontology annotation, cellular component: chromatin; nucleoplasm.
UAGUAUAAUCAGUUGGGAACAAGCGGUCCAUGUGAGCGCACGUCUAUUUUUAAAACCGCUCACAAUCGUAAAUGAUCGCGAUGCGCGCAUGAAGAUGGAAGUGGAUAGGAUAUUCUAUAUUUUCGGUAGUUUCUCGAGAAAGAAACAGGAUAGGAGGAAAUCGUUGGAGCAGACUUCUGUGAGCGCUGGUAACAGUCCGAUGAAGGUGCCCAGGUCUAGACCCGGGAGUCAGAACUUGCCGAUAGCGCCAAGGACAUCUGCGUAUGCGCUAGAUAAAGUUACUGUUAAAGAGUGGGAGUGUGGAGUGUGUAAGAAGGAGUUAGUGGAGCCGAGGUUGCUGGGCUGUCUACACAGCUUUUGCACGAGAUGCCUGCAGAGUCUACCGCAAGAGGGCGAUUCGGAGAUCUGGAGCGAUGUUGACGGAUCGAGUCAACAGGACUCCAGCUCCCGUUCUGCAUCAGGCAGUGGUUCUGCAGCAUCAGGGUACGAGAGCGAGCGGAACUCGGACUCUGAUGCCAGUCUCAAUAAACAACGCAAGUUCGGGAUUUACACGAGAAAGAUAUCCGGUAAAAACGUAUACGUCCUAGUGUGCCCCACCUGCGGGUGGGAGACCCCCCUCCCCCUGGGGGGAGUAGCAGCUCUGCCCCUGAACUAUGUGCUGCUGAGGAAGAUCGCCAGCAGGGAUGCUGCGGAUGUCCUGUGCGAUCUGUGUAGUUGUGAUAGCAAGGCAGACAGCCGUUGCGACGAGUGCCUCCUCAGCAUAUGCACGUCUUGCAGCGAGUCGCACCGCAAACAGAAAGCCACGUCGAAGCACGAGCUGCUGCCGAUAGAGUCUCCCACGCGCUGCGCACACCACCCCUCACAGUGUCUGAGCGUUUAUUGUGCUACUUGCCAGCUAGUAGUAUGCCGCGAGUGCUGCGUAAUAUCGCACGCGGGUCACGCGCUCGCGAACGCGUCCCGUGCGGCGGCGGAACGCGUCAGAGCGUUACGCGACGCGUGUGAACGCGCCCACCACGUGCCUGAUAAUGUGGAGCGGGCCAAGCGGAUACUGAACGUGCAUGCUUAUGAGUUUGAGAAUCACGCAACGCGCGUUGAAGCAGAAAUACGCGCAUGGAGCGAGGAAUACAAACGCGCAGUAGACGCACACGGACGGGCUCUAGUAGCAGCGGCCGCACGUGCGAGAUCCAAUUGUAGGCAAAGGGUGGAUACAAAUGCACGCUUGUUGGAUGAACGGGCGAACCAUGCGAUGGAUGCUGUGCGGUUUGCGGAAGAACUCCUCUCCGAAGGCAAAGACGAAGAGAUCCUCUCGCUCUCCGGCCCCGUCUCCCGCCGUCUGGAGCGUCUGACAGAACUCCAGCCGCUAUCAGACGCGCCGCGCUGCGAACUUCGCUUCGCUCGCGACGCGCCCGCGAAUAACACGAUUAGUGGCAACGAUGAGUUUAGACUUGUGGGGACAUUGUUGACGCAUGCCGCCGAUCCGGAUAAGUGUGUGUUAAAUACGGAAGGUUUACAAGAUCUCCAAGUAGACUGUCCACAUGAAGCAAUACUAGAGCUGCGCGACACAAAUGAUGAGAGGAUAUGGAGUGGGGGUGAACAGGUAUGCGGGUACUUCAGACGGCGCGAUUCAAGCGCUCGGCCCGUACUAGCGCGAAUACGACCGCGGGAAGACGGUACUUGUGCUGUGUGCUUCUCCGCACCCACACCUGGAGCUUACUUGCUUGCUGUUACGCUUAAUAACACGCCGAUUAAGGGCAGUCCAUUCCCGUGCGCAGCGCGUGUGAUGCGCGCACACACGGGGCAGUUCCACUGCUGCGCGUACUGCUCGUCGGGCGGCCGGCGGGACGCUACCUGUGGCUGUGGCUCUACUAUGGCCGGCGGGUAUAAAGGAUGUGGGCACGGCCACCCGGGCUGGCCGGGCACGCGGCACUGGUCGUGCUGCGGCAGCACGCGCCGCAACUCGCCCUGCGCCCGCGCACAACACAUGUACCAGUUCUCCUUGUAAAUACAAUACUAGCUGUGCCCCGCGGUUUUGGUCUUAGCGUGUUGAUAGCCUUCCUCGAUAAAUGGGCUAUCUAACACCGAAAGAAUUUUUCAAAUCGGACCAGUAGUUCCUGAGAUUAGCGCGUUCAAACAAACUCUUCAGCUAAUAUUAAAGUCUAAAUUAUGUUAUUCUAAUACAGCAGUAUGGAUACUUGGAGAAUCGACCGAGUAUCUGUAACUACGAAUGUACUAAUAUGAGCCAGACCAACUGAAACCGUCUGAUACUACAAAUACGCCAUCAACAUGUCUGGUACAUGUAAAUUUAUAACUUCAUAAAAAAAUACAUAUACAAAUGAAUUGUUGAAUUUAUUAUUCAACUAGCUUUUCGCCCCGACUUCGC